AUAUAUAUAUAUAUAUACUUUAAAAAUUUGCUGUAGACAAAUUGUAAACAGUGACAAAUUAAAAAAAAAAAACACUUGAGAGGAGAGGCAACACGUAGACCAUGAGACAACUCGUUAGGGUGGCGUAGGCAAUUACGAAUCCACGACACCACGCGUUCAAACUGUUGAAUCUAAUUCUCGACCUCGCAUUUUUCAACAUGCGCAUUGUGAGAGUGUGCUGAAUAAGAGAUAGUUAAGAACAGGACAAGAGCAAGUGUACUAAGGGAUUUCCUCAAUUAAAAGUGAUGGGUAAGCAAAAGCGGCAGCGGCAGAAGCCUCACAAGAAAAAUCCCACAGGAUUACCAUCCGUUCAGGAAUUUGAGUUAAACGAAGAACUUACAAAGGGAAAUAGGGAAAAGAUUUUGCAGAAUGUUUAUGAUGAUAUACAGUCAUGUAAUCUCGAGGAAAAAUUGUCUGCCUUACAAAUAUUGGCAUCAAUGUCUUGCGACUUUUCUAUGGCCAAACAAAUUGCUAAGGAUGGGAUAGCAAAAAUAGUUGGUCCACUGUUGAUGGAUCAGAAUGCCGUUAUACGAGCAAACGUGGCAUAUACUUUGCGGGAGAUUGCUGAAAAUGGUAAGGAAGAAGUAUGCAAUGAUUUAAUCAAAGAUGAUAUUAUAACUCCUCUCACCGCAUUACUGAGACAGUAUUAUUCGGAUUGGAAGCCGAAAGAAGUUGGAGAUGAAAAGGUGACAUUUAUUCAAGCGGUUAGCUUAUUAUGGAUAUUAUGUGCAAAUAAUGAGAAUGCGAUCAAGCGAGCAAAUGAGGAAGACUUGGCAUCAUUCUUGAUAAAAUUUUUAGAUAUUAAUAUUUAUGGAAUAGAAAUUACUACGAUCGUCACACGAUCGAUGAUAUGCUUGUCGGAUGAGAAUGACGCUGCCAUUGAUAAAAUUAAACAAAGCGAAUCAGUUUUGUCUAAUCUGCUGGAUUUAAAAGCAGACGAUGAUAAGACUGCUUCUAAAAUAUUGUUCUUAAAAACUUGUAUAGCUGAUUUAUUAAUCAUUAUCAGUAAUUAUACAGACUAUAAUCGAAUACAUAUAUUUCAUAAAGUGUUAUUGGUACUAUCUGACGUACUUGCGAUCGAUCAUAAACAAAUACUGUCUCACUUAAUAUCUAUCUUACCGCAUGAAUCUAAUGCUUCUUCAAACGAUAAGAGAAUAAAAGUACAAGAAAAGAGAAAGAUAUUGGAAGUGCAGGAACAAGCUUUACAGAUUUUAGCAAACUUGUGUUUUGAAUACGAGAACAAUGCAAUUGAUUCUGACACCGAGGAUUUUGAAACAAUGGAGCUUGAGCCAGAAAAUUUCAAUGAUGAUCCCACGAAUGAAAAUUUGAAAAUGUCGACGCUUCCAGUGGAGUUGGUUGAAAUUCUAAACAAUUGUAAUUUAAUUGAUAAAAUUUGGCAUAAGACUAAAUUCAUAGUGGAUAAAAACAACCAGGAAAUCCUGGAUCAAACCGAGGAAGGAAAAGCUACGUUGAAGCAAUUUUGCGACAUUCAGUGUGCAGCUUUUUUAUGUUUAAACAAUUUAUUGCCCAGUAUAGAGAUUGACGUUUUUGGAGGUGUUGAUAAUUUAUUUAGGAAAUUUAUGGAGAUUGCAACAGAGUUUAAAUAUGUUACCAAGGAUAGUGAGAGAUUGGAAACGAGUAUUGCGGAAGCGGGUUCUGCUGCCAUGAGAGCUAUUCUUCAACGUUUAGUCGAAGUACGGGCGACUGUCAUUGAAUUAAAUCAAUUCACUUGUGACGACAUCCAGGCGAUGUUAAUCGAAGUGAAUCGAUGUGUCAAUUCGAAUGUUCGUGUUAACAUGAUAAGAAUGCUCUGUAAUUUAGUACUGAUCAUAUUGAAUAACAAAGAUUCGAAAAAUUAUGAAAUUAUAAAGCUCGUUUCCACAUUCUUAUUAGACCUUUCUAAAACUGAAAAUCUUGUCUGGGUAAUAGCGGAAUCUCUAGACGCAAUAAUGGAUAUUUAUGCGGAAGAUGAAACUGAUCAUUUAGCGGCAGAUAUCAAAUUAGUCCCGAGAUUGCUGUCUGUAAUGCCACAUUUCAAAAAUAAGAUGCAUCAGCAGAAGGCACAUUUACAAGGUCGCACGGUAUCGUAUUAUGCCAUAGUAUCGACUGUAAAUGCAAAUCUAAUGAGAUUUAUAAAAUAUAAACAGAAACGAAUAAGAAUUCAAUCGAAAUAAAUAUUGUGAAAUGACUAUUUUUAUUCGAUUGUUUCGAAUUGCAGAAAUUGCGAAUGAAAAUAUUUUUACAAUAAAUAACUUAUCAAAUGUUAUUGAAAAGCAAAAGAAA
Messenger RNA from Solenopsis invicta (red fire ant), 2322 nucleotides. Its product is annotated as HEAT repeat-containing protein 3. The coding region runs from base 285 to 2213 and encodes 642 amino acids. The record is from RefSeq and is a predicted model, not a curated record. The transcript has 7 exons. Gene Ontology annotation, biological process: ribosomal large subunit biogenesis; protein import into nucleus. Lineage: Eukaryota; Metazoa; Arthropoda; Insecta; Hymenoptera; Formicidae.